Nyctereutes procyonoides (raccoon dog) is the source of this 8105-nucleotide messenger RNA. It is a transcript of the gene SIPA1L1, whose product is annotated as signal induced proliferation associated 1 like 1. Gene Ontology annotation, molecular function: protein binding; GTPase activator activity. NCBI's taxonomy places the organism in Eukaryota, Metazoa, Chordata, Mammalia, Carnivora, Canidae. Gene Ontology annotation, biological process: activation of GTPase activity; regulation of small GTPase mediated signal transduction. Gene Ontology annotation, cellular component: cytoplasm. The coding region runs from base 926 to 6283 and encodes 1785 amino acids. The transcript has 26 exons. The record is from RefSeq and is a predicted model, not a curated record.
CCGCCGCCCGCCGCCCGCGGCUCUCCGCAGAGGAGGCGGCGAGAGAGCGCGCGCCGGCCGGCCACACGGUUUCUCUUUCUCCCCAGGGAGAGCGCGCGGCGGACGCGCCCCGGACGCGCGGCGGCACCGGGAGGCCGUGCAGGGCGUCCAUAGGUUCAGUUUCAAAUGUGAAUGGCAGUAAACUAAUAUCCAAGAUUUCUGUAUAAGAAGUAGAUCGAAAGGACUGUACUUUCAGGUGUUGAGAGAAUACCUCAAGUUGGACUCAAAAGCAGGAUUCAUUACUAACUCUGACGUGGAAGAAGGUACUUGCUCAGUUAGCUGCAGCCUGUCCCAGAAAAUCAUUGUAGUGUAACUGCGUCAAGCUGGUUUACAAGCAAGAGGAACAGAGUGUGCAGAUUUUAUUUAUUUAUUCACGAGAGACACACAGAGAGAGGCAAAAACAGGCAGAGGGAGAAGCAGACUUCCUGUGAGGAACCCGAUGUGGGACUCAAUCCCAAGACACCAGAAUCACACCCUGAGCCAAAGGCAGAUGCUCAACCACUGAGCCACCCAAGUGUCCUGGUUAUUCAUUCUUCAUAUGGAUGCUACUGUCUAAAUUUCUGCAGCCAUGGCACAAGAAUAUAAGAAAGCAUGGGAUUGUGGCAGUCACGGAGUCCCCGUAAUACAAGUUCCAUUCAGUUUUUUCUGAAAGAAAGCUGUCUGUGAAAGUAAAGCAAAGGAACCAUUGUGGAUUAUAAUGUUGUGGAGAUCUGGAUUUUCAGCGGUUUGGAAAUAAAGGAUCGUUUCACCUUUUAAAUGAAAAAGAUUAAGAUCUCAUGCAACUGCUGUGUUUUCUGGAAACCGUUCUCCAAAAGGGAAGUGCACAUUUAAAACUUAGAUAUGAUGGUCCUUGGUGGAGGGAUUUGAGUCUGAUUGCUUCUACAUCAUGACCAGCUUGAAACGGUCGCAGACAGAGCGGCCUGCUGCCCCCGAAAGGGCCUCGGUUGUCACCACAGAUGGCGCUCCCAAAGUCCACUCUGACGACUUCUACAUGCGGCGCUUCAGGUCCCAGAACGGCAGCUUAGGGUCCUCGGUCAUGGCUCCGGUAGGGCCCCCCCGAAGUGAAGGUUCUCACCAUAUAACCUCCACCCCCGGAGUCCCCAAGAUGGGGGUUAGGGCUAGGAUUGCGGAUUGGCCCCCAAGAAAGGAGAAUGUUAAAGACUCGAGCCGUUCAAGCCAGGAAAUAGAAACCUCAAGUUGCCUUGAGAGCCUGUCCUCCAAAAGCAGUCCUGUGAGUCAGGGAAGUUCUGUUAGCCUCAAUUCCAGUGACUCAGCCAUGCUGAAGAGCAUUCAGAACACGCUGAAGAACAAGACGAGGCCGGCGGAGAACAUGGACUCCAGAUUUCUCAUGCCCGAGGCCUACCCCAGCUCGCCGAGGAAGGCUCUCCGCAGGAUCCGGCAGCGGAGCAACAGCGAUAUCACCAUAAGUGAACUUGACGUGGAUAGCUUCGAUGAAUGUAUCUCGCCCACAUACAAGACGGGGCCCUCACUGCACAGGGAAUAUGGUAGCACCUCGUCGAUCGACAAGCAGGGAACGUCGGGGGAGAGCUUCUUCGACCUGUUAAAGGGCUACAAAGACGACAAGUCCGAUCGGGGUCCCACUCCAACCAAGCUCAGUGACUUUCUCAUCGCCGGUGGGGGCAAGGGCUCCGGUUUCUCUCUGGAUGUUCUCGACGGGCCCAUCUCCCAGAGAGAGAACCUCAGGCUGUUUAAGGAAAGGGAAAAACCACUCAAGCGCCGUUCCAAAUCUGAAACUGGAGACUCGUCCAUUUUUCGGAAAUUACGCAAUGCCAAAGGUGAGGAACUUGGGAAAUCGUCGGAUCUCGAAGACAACCGGUCGGAAGACUCUGUCCGGCCCUGGACGUGCCCAAAGUGCUUUGCCCACUACGAUGUCCAGAGUAUAUUAUUUGACUUGAACGAGGCGAUUUUGAACAGGCACAAUGUUAUCAAGAGGAGAAACACCACCACGGGGGCAUCGGCCGCUGCCGUGGCCUCCCUGGUCUCGGGCCCUCUGUCCCACUCGGCCAGCUUUAGCUCCCCGAUGGGCAGCACGGAGGACCUGAAUUCCAAGGGGAGCCUCAGCAUGGACCAGGGAGACGAUAAGAGCAAUGAACUGGUAAUGAGCUGCCCGUAUUUUCGGAAUGAGAUCGGUGGAGAAGGCGAAAGGAAGAUCAGCCUGUCAAAAUCCAAUUCUGGUUCAUUUAGUGGGUGUGAAAGCGCCUCCUUUGAGUCUACGCUUAGUUCCCAUUGCACAAAUGCAGGAGUGGCAGUACUCGAGGUGCCCAAAGACAACCUCGUGUUGCAUCUGGACAGGGUCAAGAGAUACAUCGUGGAGCAUGUGGAUCUGGGUGCAUACUACUACAGGAAAUUCUUCUAUCAGAAGGAACACUGGAACUAUUUUGGGGCCGAUGAGAAUCUUGGUCCAGUGGCUGUGAGCAUUCGAAGGGAAAAACCAGAAGAAACAAAGGAAAAUGGAUCUCCAUACAACUACCGAAUAAUUUUUAGAACCAGUGAGCUCAUGACACUGAGAGGCUCGGUCCUGGAGGAUGCCAUUCCCUCAACGGCAAAGCACUCGACAGCCAGAGGCCUGCCCCUGAAGGAAGUGCUGGAGCAUGUGAUUCCUGAGCUUAAUGUCCAGUGCCUGCGGCUGGCCUUCAAUACCCCCAAGGUCACAGAGCAGCUCAUGAAACUGGAUGAACAAGGACUGAACUAUCAGCAGAAGGUUGGCAUCAUGUACUGCAGAGCCGGACAGAGCACUGAAGAAGAGAUGUACAACAAUGAGUCAGCCGGCCCGGCCUUUGAGGAAUUCCUUCAGCUAUUGGGAGAGCGUGUUCGGCUCAAAGGAUUUGAGAAGUAUCGUGCGCAGCUUGACACCAAAACUGACUCCACUGGAACCCAUUCUCUGUAUACAACAUAUAAAGACUAUGAAAUUAUGUUCCAUGUUUCCACCAUGCUGCCAUACACGCCUAACAACAAGCAACAGCUCCUACGGAAGCGACAUAUUGGAAAUGAUAUUGUAACAAUUGUUUUCCAAGAGCCAGGAGCACAGCCAUUCAGCCCAAAAAACAUCCGAUCCCACUUCCAGCACGUUUUCGUCAUUGUGAGGGUUCACAACCCCUGCACAGACGGUGUCUGUUACAGUGUGGCCGUCACCAGGUCCAGAGACGUGCCUUCCUUUGGACCUCCCAUCCCCAAAGGGGUCACUUUCCCUAAGUCAAACGUGUUCAGGGACUUCCUUCUGGCCAAAGUGAUUAACGCAGAAAAUGCUGCUCAUAAAUCAGAAAAGUUUCGGGCCAUGGCAACUCGGACACGCCAGGAAUACCUGAAAGAUCUGGCAGAAAAGAAUGUCACCAACACCCCUAUUGACCCAUCUGGCAAGUUCCCAUUCAUCUCUCUGGCCUCCAAGAAGAAGGAGAAGUCCAAGCCAUACCCAGGAGCUGAGCUCAGCAGCAUGGGGGCCAUUGUGUGGGCUGUCCGGGCCAAAGACUACAACAAGGCCAUGGAAAUAGACUGCCUGUUAGGGGUCUCCAACGAGUUCAUCGUUCUCAUCGAGCAGGAAACAAAGAGUGUGGUUUUCAACUGUUCCUGCAGAGACGUGAUAGGGUGGACCUCAACUGACGCCAGCCUCAAAGUCUUCUAUGAGCGAGGAGAAUGUGUUUCGGUGGAGAGUUUAAUUAAUAAUGAGGAUAUCAAAGAGAUUGUCAAAAGGUUGCAGUUUGUGUCAAAAGGUUGUGAAUCGGUGGAGAUGACUCUGCGAAGGAAUGGGCUAGGGCAGCUUGGCUUCCAUGUCAACUAUGAGGGCAUCGUGGCAGAUGUAGAGCCCUACGGCUACGCCUGGCAGGCGGGGCUGAGGCAGGGCAGCCGGCUGGUAGAGAUCUGCAAGGUGGCGGUGGCCACCCUGAGCCACGAGCAGAUGAUUGAUCUCCUGAGAACAUCCGUCACGGUCAAGGUCGUCAUCAUCCCCCCUCACGAUGACUGCACCCCACGGAGGAGUUGCUCUGAAACCUACCGCAUGCCAGUGAUGGAAUACAAGAUGAAUGAAGGGGUAUCAUACGAAUUCAAGUUUCCCUUCCGAAAUAAUAACAAAUGGCAGAGGAAUGCCAACAAGGGGCCUCAUUCGCCUCAAGUCCCCUCGCAGGUGCAGAGUCCCAUGACCUCGAGGCUGAAUGCUGGGAAAGGAGACGGGAAGAUGCCUCCUCCAGAAAGAGCCGCCAACAUCCCUCGAAGCAUCUCCAGUGACGGACGCCCGCUGGAGAGGCGGCUGUCUCCUGGUUCCGACAUCUACGUGACAGUCUCAUCCAUGGCUCUAGCAAGGUCCCAGCAGUGCCGUAACUCCCCGAGCAACCUGUCUUCAUCCAGCGAGACUGGCUCUGGUGGAGGCACUUACAGGCAAAAAUCCAUGCCCGAAGGGUUUGGAGUAAGCCGCAGAUCACCAGCCUCCAUCGACCGACAGAACACCCAGUCAGAUAUUGGUGGCAGCGGGAAAUCCACGCCCAGCUGGCAAAGAAGUGAGGAUAGCAUUGCUGACCAAUUGGAGCCAACGUGCCAUCUUCCAGCAGUAUCAAAGGUACUGCCUGCGUUCCGAGAGAGCCCCAGUGGGAGGUUAAUGCGGCAGGAUCCGGUGGUCCAUUUGUCUCCAAACAAACAAGGGCAUUCCGAUAGCCACUACUCGAGCCACUCCAGCAGCAAUACCCUCUCCAGCAAUGCAUCGAGUGCCCACAGUGAUGAGAAGUGGUACGACGGGGACCGCACCGAAUCCGAGCUUAACAGCUACAACUAUCUGCAAGGCACGUCUGCCGACAGCGGCAUUGACACCACCUCCUACGGCCCCAGCCAUGGCAGCACAGCCUCCCUGGGGGCCGCCACGUCGUCCCCUCGCUCAGGGCCAGGCAAGGAGAAAGUGGCACCCCUGUGGCACAGUUCCAGCGAAGUGAUCGCCGUGGCUGAUCGGACUUUAGAGACAGAGGGCCUCGGCCUGGAACGGAAGACCGAGUCCUCCCUGAGCUUGGAUAUCCACAGCAAGAGCCAGGCCGGCUCAAGCCCCCUGACAAGGGAGAACAGCACUUUCAGCAUAAAUGAUGCUGCUUCCCACACGAGUACCAUGAGCUCCCGACACUCUGCCAGCCCGGUGGUCUUCACCAGUGCCAGAAGUUCCCCUAAAGAAGAGCUUCAUCCUGCCACAUCACAGCUCGCACCUUCCUUCCCCUCCUCGUCCUCCUCCUCUUCUUCGUCCGGCCCUAGGACCUUCUACCCUCGCCAGGGCGCGACCAGCAAGUACCUGAUUGGGUGGAAAAAACCCGAAGGAACCAUAAACUCCGUGGGAUUUAUGGACACGAGAAAGCGCCAUCAGAGUGACGGCAACGAGAUAGCGCACACGAGGCUGCGCGCCUCGACCAGGGACCUCCGGGCGUCCCCCAAGCCGGCCUCCAAGUCCACCAUCGAGGAGGACCUCAAGAAACUCAUCGACCUGGAAAGCCCCACCCCCGAAUCCCAGAAGAACUUUAAGUUCCAUGCACUCUCCUCUCCUCAGUCUCCAUUUCCUCCCACCCCCACCUCAAGACGGGCCCUGCACCGAACUCUGUCAGAUGAGAGCAUAUACAGUGGCCAGAGGGAGCACUUCUUCACCUCCAGGGCUUCACUUCUGGACCAAGCCCUGCCCAACGACGUCCUCUUCAGUAGCACAUACCCUUCUCUUCCCAAGUCUCUCCCAUUGCGGAGGCCUUCUUACACCUUGGGAAUGAAGUCGUUGCAUGGAGAGUUCUCGGCCUCAGACAGCUCCCUCACUGACGUCCAGGAGACCCGAAGGCCUCCCAUGCCUGACCCUGGCCUGAUGCCCCUGCCUGACACUGCUGCGGAUUUAGAUUGGUCCAACUUGGUGGAUGCUGCCAAGGCCUACGAGGUCCAGAGAGCCUCCUUCUUUGCUGCUAGUGACGAAAGCCACCGGCCCUUAAGUGCUGCAUCCAAUGGUGACCAGCUUGAGGAGCAGGCUCUGGCCCAGAUGAAGUCUUAUAGCAGCAGUAAAGAUUCCUCCCCCACUCUGGCUUCUAAAGUGGACCAGCUGGAAGGUAUGCUGAAGAUGCUCCGGGAAGAUUUGAAGAAGGAGAAGGAAGACAAAGCCCACCUGCAGGCAGAGGUCCAGCACUUGCGGGAGGACAACCUGAGACUGCAGGAGGAGUCCCAGAACGCCUCCGACAAGCUGAAGAAAUUCACGGAAUGGGUCUUCAAUACCAUAGACAUGAGUUAGGGCGAGCAGCCAUGGCCAGUCGGGCCAGGGGGCCCCGGGGUGCGCUCUAGUGAGGCCCGGCAGUCCCUCAGCCCUGCCACUGGACGCCUUCUCCGCACACCCGCCCUCGCUUCCUACUUCGGCCCCUUUUGGGGAGCGCACAACACAACAAUUGCAGAUCAACAAUCAUUAUCUGCCUUUUGUAGAAAAGAAAAACAAAAAAGUAAAUAAAAAUUUUAAAAAGUAAAAUAAAAGUUUAACUGCUAAAAUGUGAAUGUCUUUAUUUUUUUGCACAAUAUCUUUAUCUGUUACGUAUUUAAAAAAGAAAGUGGGCCAAGGCGCCCUGGCCCAUCUGCCUCUAUUUCCAUAGCUCUUACGAGUUCAGGUAACCCAAGCUUUCCCUCGUUAUACUGACAAAUGUCAUUGCUCCUAGGAAAAUAGAGUUUUUUUUAAUUGUUUAUUUGGGGAGGGGGGUUUCCUUACCUUUAUUCCUAAAAUGCCUGGGGAGGGCGGUGCUUUGAGAAAAUGCCUUCCUCCCCUGAACGACCUGUGCAUGAGCUAGCGCCCUUGAGCCCCUAUCUCCCCAUGUCCGUGUCUGGCAGGGGCAGAGUCAGCGCCCCAGAGACAGAGCCAGGGCCUCGCGCCAUGCCCCUUUGCGGUCCUGCAUUGUGACGUCACUCCCCCCUUCCUUUCCUGGGGGAGAUGGGCCCAGGUGUGCACUCCUCAGAACUAGAGCCCUUUUGAUCUGGUUUAAGGGAGUCCCAUCCAAUUGGAAUCCGCGCCCCUCCAGCUUCCUGGCUCCAAACAUUAAUUGGUUUCAGAAUCCCUCCAGAGUGAAAUCUUACAUGUAUGCAUUUUGGUUCAAAGUAUAGCUUUUGUUUGAGAUGUGUAAAGAUGAAAAUGUGGCAAAAUUGUAUUGUUAGCAUACUCAAAAUGGCCAGAUUAAUCCUUUCCAAAGCCAGACUUCACCAGUACUUAUAACUAGGGAAAGUGAAUGUUAAAUUGUUUAAUACUUGCUUGUUGGGAGCAACGACUGUGAUCCUAGGACAGGCUUAUGAAACCUGCAUGUCCUGGUGUGCACUUGAAGCACGGUGUUUCCCGAAUCCUUUUGUGGCCAGCCAGAGGAUUCUGUUGCAGAAAUGAUUGAUGUGCUGUUUUUCCUGUCUAGUGAUGCAGCUGCUCUGGGCCUCUGGCCAUUGUCCCAAGGCCCCCAGCCCUGCAGACAGACACACUGGGCCCACCAGUGUUGAGGGACCCGGGGAGCCCCUGGUGGCCUUGUUUCUUGCCUUCAUAAAAUGUCAUGCAGCUGACACCCGUGUCCCUUCAGUGGCAACCUUGAUGUAGGGAACGUUCAGCAAUUUAGUGUCAUCUGCUUGGAAGCUCCCCACCCCAAGUAAUCUCAGCUCCUUCCUCCAUCCCUGAGAGAAACGGGAUGGAUUUUCCCUCUACUCCUCCCACCCCCUCCACCAGACUUUUAUGGUUUCAUUCAUGAUUGUGAUUUUUUUUCCAUGGAAUUUUUUUUUCGGGUGACAUUUCCAUCAUGGAAAUAGGAAGAUUUCGGAGUGCUUUGUAAAGAUCUCAAUUGUCUGUCUCUUUUCUCUCUUUGACUUGUAUGAAGGAGAUUGUUACGUUGUCUGGUAUCUCUUUGUAAAUGAGAAAUAUCGCUAACAUCCAAGCAUUCUGAAGUCUUGCUGAUCCUUCCGAGUUUUAGUUUUUAUUUAGUCUUUCAUUUGUUUGGGGGCUUGGGGCAAGCUAUUUAUUAGAGUUUUGCAACAGAGUUCUUGUUUGAAGUCUUUAAAGACUACUUGUAAAAUUCAAACAAUAAAAUUCAUUUUAAACGCUC